Molecule: messenger RNA, 1824 nt
Organism: Schistosoma spindalis
Lineage: Eukaryota; Metazoa; Platyhelminthes; Trematoda; Strigeidida; Schistosomatidae
Source: the annotation of a GenBank genome assembly
AUGGGGAGUCAAGCAUCAAGAAAUUUGUCAAUCGUAUGUAUCGUAAAAAUGAAGUCAGAAAAUGGUCCCACAAUCCCGUUCAGUUCUGAUACGCUUGUAUCAAUGCUUUCUCACAAUCUAGCAGUAAAUUUAAAACCCCAUCAAGUUUUAGAGCUCAUCAAAAAGCUGUCCGCUAAUUUAACUAGUCAGCAGAAAAUAAAUUUACUCGAACAUCUCCUGGGUUUAACUUCUAUUGGACAUUUUGAAAGCUUACGCUUAGCAACGCAUCUCCAUUCAUCCUGUCAACGUAUGCCCGAUUGUUGUGACUUUGUCACUUGGUUACCAGCGGAAUUAACUUUACGAAUUUUCUCAUAUCUAUCAUGGAAAUCUUUGACAGCAUGUUCAGAAGUCAAUAAAAGUUGGCUAAAAUACGCUCGACAUCCUGAUUUAUAUCGACACUUUUGUAUGCUACCAAAAUGGUCCUCACCUAUUCUAAGAAAACCACAAUUAUUCAAUUGUAUAACAAAAUCCAAUGAAUAUAAUUAUCGUGUAGAAGAGAAAAAUUUACAAAAUUCAAAUAAUUUUAUAAGCAACGAUUUAAAUAUUAAUUGGUUAAAUGUAUUCAAGAAACGUGUGUGUCUAAGACGUAAUUUCCGUUUGGGCAAACAUAGAAUACGUAAAUUUAAUGGACAUAGUGGAGCCGUUUAUUGUAUUGAUUGCGAUGCUUAUCGCAUUGUUAGUGGAUCAGCUGACGCAACAAUACGCGUAUGGAAUAUUCGUACAAAUGCAAAAUGGUCUGUUCAAACACUUCGUGGACAUUCAGAUGCUGUUCGUUGUGUACAGUUAUUAUCCUUACCUCAUUAUCAACCAAAUAAUAAUAACAAUAUCGAUGGUUAUUGUUCCUCUCCUCCUGUACAUUGUAUUCACGAGUCAAUUGCAUCAAUACCAUGUUCUUUAUGUAAAUUAGAUACAACUGUUACAUAUCCUAAUUGUUGGGAACCACCUGAAGUACUAUUAAUAUCUGGUAGUGCAGAUACUACUUUAAAAUUGUGGCGUCUUUCUGCAACAUCUAAUUGGUCACGUAUUGCAUGCACAUGUACAUUGCAAGGUCAUACUGACACUGUAAGAUGUGUACAGGCUGAUCAUGAAAAAGUUAUCAGCGGUUCAUAUGAUUGUACGAUACGGUUAUGGAGUAUAAUCAGUGGUCAAAUGAAAAGGAUUUUCCGCGGUCACUCAGCUGGUAUAACGUGUUUAGUGUACAGUGGUAAUUUUUUAUAUUCUGGAUCUUUAGAUAAUACAGUUCGGAUAUGGAAUAUCUCAACUGGUGUAUGUUAUCAUACGCUUAUUCGACCAAUUUAUAGAAAUAAUUUGACAGAAACAGCUAUAUUUUCUUCAUCAGUUUCAUGUUUACACUUGGAUUAUUCACAGAAUAGACUUGUUGUAGCUUAUCAUGAUGGUACAGUAUUGGCAAAACAUUUAUCAGCAUCUAAUCCAUUGAUAAAUGGUCAUAACCAUGACAUCAGCCUUACAAAUACUGCUAAUAAUAACAACAACAAUAGUAUGACGUGGGCAUUUUAUCCCAGUACGAUAUAUUUAGAUGAGUAUUUAUAUAAAACUGAUUAUAAAUCAGGCAGUUUAAUACGUUGUUUAACUGGUGAUGCAUGGCAUAUAAUAUGUGGUUCCGAUGAUAAAUCCAUUAAGGUUUGGCAAGUAGGUGAUAAUAAAUUUGUCCAUAGUUUACAAGAACAUGAAGAUGGUGUAACAUGUGCUGUGAUAUCAGGUUCCGUGAUUAUUUCUGGUUCUUAUGAUAAAACUGUCAUACUUUAUGAUUUCGAUGUGAUUUAA